UUUGGUAGCUUCAGUCGAACGCCGGUCGCUGCCGUGAACGGAUGUCUUAUACGCUGGCGAAGCGUGAAUCAGUUACGACGAACUUUAUGUUACGUCACGUUUGAUAGUGAGGUUCUAGUGGCAUGGUGGUUCAAUGAUUACGUUAAAAUGGUGCGGCGUAAAGAUAAACGCUUUACGCAUCUGUGCGCGGUGUUCGUUUGGCUGUUAACCUGUUUUAACGGACUGAAUGCUGUGAAGAUAGUGAAAGUUGUGGUACCAGAAAUAAUUCAAUACGGUGUACAAGAAGCCGUUAUAUUAGACUGUGAUUAUACAUACGGUAAUAAUACUUCAGGGUUAGUAGUGAAAUGGUUCUUCAAGAAUAAAGCGAGACCUGUGUAUCAAUGGAUUGCGUCACAGAAACCUCAGGAUAUGGGAAUAUUGCGAGGUCGAGUCGAUUUGACGUAUCGAGCUUCAAAUGAUCCAUUAAAAAUGCAUAGGGCUCUUCGUAUCGUGAAACCGAACACGGACAUUUCGGGCGACUAUACAUGUGUCGUGUCGACAUUUAUGGAGGAAGAUUCAAGGACAAAACAAAUGAUUGUUUUCGUACCGGAGACGAACUUCCGCCUGAUCCAGAACAAGACUGAUGAUGACACUGUGAACGUCAUCUGCGCAGCGGAAGGUGCAUUCCCUGCGCCGAACCUGACACUGGCAACGCCGGAGAGGCGACUAGACGGCGUGUCUCACAGUCUUAAGUUGGUGAAUGGACGGUACUCAGCCGUCGCGUCGGUCACGCUGUUGGAUGCUGAUCUGCCGUCACCAGCGGAGUUCAUUUGCACUUUGCGGAUACCACUCGCAAACUACGCGGUCCGGAAAGAGGCUAUUUACUAUCCAGGACCAAUCAGCACUACCCCCGAGAUGCCGACCGCUGCUGAUAUGCAAUUAGCAGCUGCUGUAGGAUCUAAAGGUGCACAUUUUAAUUCAGCAGUAACCAUGAUUCUGAUGCCUGCUUUAGCUCAAUUAAUUUUAUCAUAAAUAAUAAUAACAAAGAUAUCAAAGCAUUACGAACAGCAUCCUUAACGUUUAUCAUUAAGCCUGCAGUCAACAAUUCAUCGUAAGCAUGAAACUGAACCAGAUCUCUAGUCAUAAUAUCCAAAAUUUCACCAAAAACUCCAACACACUCUAAGUGUGUUCAAACACUUCCUUUCAAUUGAAGUUUAGCUUCUGUGUCUACAUUAAACGCGCUAUCUGUAAUGUUAAGUAAGUAAUUUAGGUAAAAAAAUUGUACAGCUCUAUUACGUGAAUUUUCAUACUUAAAUAUUUUUCUUAAUAAAAAAAAAUGUUAUAAAUGUAAAUAGCGUUCCCUAUUUAUAUUGAACUGUAAAAAUGAUGUUUGUGUAGAUAGAGUAUUAUGAGGGCCUAAGAUUGGACGUUUUUUAAGUAGACAAUUUAAAUAUAUUUUAUAUUCAAUUAAAUUAUUUGCAUUAUAACAACCGUAGUUGUCAAACCGAUACAGAUUACUAGUAUCGGAAGUUGCUCCCAUUUUCAUUAUCAUUUUGAUGAAUUACGUUAAUUUUAACACAUUUUUAUGUGACACGUAGGACUUUAUAAAAUGAAACGCUCAUAUUUUACUUGCUUAUCUGAACAAUAUGUACGUAAGAAUAUACAGUUUAACCAUUAUAGGACAAUUACUCGAACAAUAGUGAAUAACUUUAUUACAGCGUCGUAUGCACGUGAUCGUUCCACAUUGCAUGUUUUGAAGUCAUGCAUAUAUGAUUCUUGGGUAUUAGGAUCUUAUCUGAACAUGUAAUAAUAACACAAUACUUUGUUUAUUAAACUUCCUUUAUACGUUUACAUGUAACUUCGAGUAUUUCGAUAUUCAAAAUCUUAUCUUUUUUUAUAGUUUGUUAC
This is a messenger RNA of Vanessa tameamea, 1887 nucleotides long. RefSeq lists its product as uncharacterized. The transcript is spliced from 7 exons. Lineage: Eukaryota; Metazoa; Arthropoda; Insecta; Lepidoptera; Nymphalidae. The coding region runs from base 148 to 1011 and encodes 287 amino acids. The record is from RefSeq and is a predicted model, not a curated record.